Molecule: messenger RNA, 797 nt
Organism: Vigna radiata var. radiata (mung bean)
Lineage: Eukaryota; Viridiplantae; Streptophyta; Magnoliopsida; Fabales; Fabaceae
Product: lamin-like protein
Exons: 2
Coding region: 101-589 (162 amino acids)
Cellular component (GO): plasma membrane
Molecular function (GO): electron transfer activity
Source: RefSeq, a predicted model, not a curated record
CAGAAUUGUCCAACUUGUUUGGCCCAAAUGCAAUAAUUGCUGUCCUUUACCCUUCACCUCUGUUUCUAAUACCACACACACAGAACAGAGCACAAAAGAGAUGAAAGGCUCAUGGAAACUCCGAUGUGCCCUCUUGCUACUCAUCUCCGCCGUAGCCACCGCCACCGACCACAUUGUCGGUGCCAAUCGUGGGUGGAACCCUGGCCUCAACUACACUCUCUGGGCUAACAACCACACUUUCUACGUCGGCGACCUUAUCUCAUUCAGGUACCAGAAAAACCAAUACAAUGUGUUCGAGGUGAACCAAACUGGGUAUGACAACUGCACCACUGAAGGGGCGGUCGGAAAUUGGAGCAGUGGAAAGGAUUUCAUACCCCUGAAUAAGGCCAAGAGAUAUUACUUCAUCUGUGGAAAUGGCCAAUGCUUCAGUGGAAUGAAGGUGUCUGUUAUUGUGCACCCUCUUCCUCCACCUCCCACCUCUGCAAUUUCUGCUGAACAUUCAACGUCACACUCUGCUUCUCCUCUGCUUUUCAAACGCUCUCUGUUGCUGUCUUCUCUUUUCGCUUGCUUUGGAUUUCUCUUGAUGUAGCAGCUGUUGCUCAUUCUUUUCUCUUUCUUCUCCAUCUUUGUAUCUUCCUUGUUUCUUUCUGAUUCAUCCCUUUCAAAUCCGAACGUAUGCUUGUUUUGUUAGUGCUGAAAUUGAACAUUUCCAAUUCUGGCCAUGGCAGUCUUCUCUGUAGUUUCGUUACGAACAAGGAGAAUACGAUUAUCUAGCGAACAGUCUCUUUUGGAUUUAA